UUAUUUUGGUUUGACGCCGUGACGUCAUAAGUCUGCUCCUCGCGUCUGUGAUUCGGCUGAGGAGAGUGCUCGAGGAGCUGAUGGACUGUCCAAGCACUGAACCAUGGCAUUUAUUAAAGAGGAGACUGUAGACAUAAGGAUCGAAGAAGUCUUCUGUCUCAAACAAGAGGAUUUCGAGGAACUAACAGACCUGACAGCAUUUAAAGAGGAGAAUGAAGUGCUGAAUGAAAUGGAAGAGAAAGAUCAGUAUGAGAGCCAUCGUGAUUUCAUUAUUGAAGAAAAAUCUUUUAAUUGCUCACAGACUAAAAAGACUUCCUCACGAAAAAGAGUUAAAAAAGGGAUAGGAACUAGAAGUUGUUUAACCUGCUUUCAGUGUGGAAAGCUUUUCACUCAAAAAGGAAGCCUUAACAGGCACAUGAGAAUUCACACUGGAGAGAAACCUUACUCAUGCCCUCAGUGUGGAAAGUGUUUCAUACAGCAUGGAAAUCUUAAAGUCCACAUGAGAAGUCACACUGGAGAGAAACCCUACAAGUGCCUGCAGUGUGGAAAAUGUUUUGAUCAAUAUGGAAACUUCAAAAUCCACAUGAAAAUUCAUACAGGUGAAAGCCUUUUUACGUGUCAACAGUGUGGAGUAAGUUUCAGAAAGAAAUGGAUUCUCAACAGGCAUAUGAGAAUUCACACUGGAGAGAAGCCUUACACAUGCCUUCAGUGUGGAAAGAGUUUUCAUCAACAUGGAAACCUUAAACUCCACAUGAGUAUUCAUACAGGAGAAAGGCCUUUUACCUGCCAACAGUGUGGAAAGAGUUUUGAUCAAAAUGAAAAGCUUCAAGUACACAUGAGAAUUCACGUUGGAGAAAACCCUUUCACUUGUCAACAGUGUGGAGAAAGUUUCAGAAAGAAAUGGAUUCUCAACAGGCAUAUGAGAAUUCACACUGGAGAGAAGCCUUACACAUGCCAUCAGUGUGGAAAGAGUUUUCAUCAACAUGGUAACCUUAAACUCCACAUGAGUAUUCAUACAGGAGAAAGGCCUUUUACCUGCCAACAGUGUGGAAAGCAUUUCAAACGAAAAGGAAGCCUUAAUUAUCACAUGAGAAUUCACUCCAGGGAGGAAAAGCCUUACAUAUGCCAUCAGUGUGGAAAGAGUUUCGAUCAAAAUGAAAAGCUUGAAGAACACAUGACAAUUCACACUGGAGAAAACCCUUUCACCAGCCAACAGUGUGGAGUAAGUUUCACUCAAAAAGGGAUUCUCAAUAUGGACAUGAAAAUUCAGACUGGGGAGAAGCCUUACACAUGCCCUCAGUGUGGAAAGGGUUUUCAUCAACAUAGAAACCUUAAACUCCACAUGAAAGUUCAUACAGGAGAAAGACCUUUUACCUGCCAACAGUGUGGAAAACGUUUCAAACGAAAAGGAAACCUUAAUUAUCACAUGAGUGUACACACUGGAGAAAACCAUUUCACCUGCCAGCAGUGUGGACUAAGUUUCACUCAAAAAGGAAGCCUUAACAGGCAUAUGCGGAUCCACACUGGAGAGAAACCUUACUCAUGCCCUCGGUGUGGAAAGUGUUUCGAUCAGCAUGGAAAUCUUAAAGUCCACAUGAGAAUUCACACUGGUGAGAAACCAUACACAUGUCCCCAGUGUGGAAAAAGUUUUGAUCAACAUGGAAACUUUAAAAUCCACAUGAAAAUUCAUACAGCAGAAAGGCCUUUUACCUGCCAACAGUGUGGAAAGCAUUUCAAACGAAAAGGAAGCCUUAAUUAUCACAUGAGAAUUCACUCCAGGGAGGAAAAGCCUUACACAUGCCAUCAGUGUGGAAAGAGUUUCGAUCAAAAUGAAAAGCUUGAAGAACACAUGAGAAUUCACACCAGAGAAAACCCUUUCACCAGCCAACAGUGUGGAGUAAGUUUCACUCAAAAAGGGAUUCUCAGUAUGGACAUGAAAAUUCAGACUGUGGAGAAGCCUUACACAUGCCCUCAGUGUGGAAAGGGUUUUCAUCAACAUAGAAACCUUAAACUCCACAUGAAAGUUCAUACAGGAGAAAGGCUUUUACCUGCCAACAGUGUGGAAAACGUUUCAAACGAAAAGGAAACCUUAAUUAUCACAUGAGUGUACACACUGGAGAAAACCAUUUCACUUGCCAGCAGUGUGGACUAAGUUUCACUCAAAAAGGAAGCCUUAACAGGCAUAUGCGGAUACACACUGGAGAGAAACCUUACUCAUGCCCUCGGUGUGGAAAGAGUUUCGAUCAGCAUGGAAAUCUUAAAGUCCACAUGAGAAUUCACACUGGAGAAAAGCCUUACAAGUGUACUCAGUGUGGAAAGAGUUUUGAUCAACAUGGAAACCUUAAAGUCCAUAUGAGAGUUCACACUGGAGAGAGCCCUUUCAACUGUCAACAGUGUGGGAAAAGAUUCAACCGAAAAGGAAACCUUAAUUAUCACAUGAGAAUUCAUACUGGAGAGAAGCCUUUCAUCUGCAAACAGUGUGGAAAGGGCUUCACUCAAAAAGAGAUUCUCAACAGACACAUGAAAAUUCACACUGAAGUUCAGAUGAGAAAUCAUACUGAAGAGACCCCUUUAUCUGCCAACAGUGUGGAACUUUCGGCAGAAGUUAAGUUUGAAAAUGAAUCCAUAUCUUGCUAAUGAAUACUCAGAACAGUUAGAAGCCAUUUACAUGUGAUUAGUGUGGAGUUUCAGAUUAAAUGUUACCCUUAAGCUCACUCCUUGAGUAUUCACUUAAGAGAGAAUGUCAUCAAAUUGUUUCCUCUCUGUGAAACUCCUACCACUUUGGAGUCAUUUAAUAACGCUCAUCUGACAGAAGUCUUAAAUGUCAUUUCACUCGAAAAGCCUUGCAGAAACAAAGCAAAUCUUGAGGUUCACACUGGAGAUAAACCUUUCAUUUUCCCCCAGUGUUGGAAGAGUUUCAACCUUAAAGGAAAUGUUAACAUUCACAUGAGACUUCACAUUAAAGAAAGAAAGUAUUUCACGUCUUUAGUGUGAGGAGUUAUAUCAAAGAGCCCUGAAAUGUGGAGUGCUACUCAAGUGUGGCAAAAGGUUUACAAAAAAAGAGCAAUUUCAGUAAUCAGUUGUGCAUUCAUUCUGGAGGAAGACAAUAUUAGAUGUGAGAAAUGUGAGACCCUAUUUGUGUUAUUUGUGAUGUCAUUACUAAUGAAAAUACACAUUGUUAGUUAUUUAUAUUUAAAAAUGUGUUUUCACUAGUUGUUACACCCCACGUUUGGGACCAGUUUAAGACUUGCAAAAUGAAAAAAAUUUUUUUGCAAUGGCCAGGGGAAAAAGAUAAACAAGAAUGAAUAUGAACACAUUUUUACAUUCAGGGCAUAAUAUUAUUUGUUUUUGUUUUAUAUUUUGAUCACCAUACUAUGUAUUUACAGUUGCAAUCAGAAAUAUUCAACCCCCUCAACUCAAAAUACAUUAUAGUGAUAUCGAUGAACAAUCAUGACAAUAAAUGACAAAAAAACUUUAUAAAAAAAUUAUUUAUUGAUACACAUUUAAAGGGUUAGUUCACCCAAAUAUUAAAAUUAUGUUAUUAAUGACUCACCCUCAUGCCGUUACAAACCCGUAAGA
Messenger RNA from Cyprinus carpio (common carp), 3579 nucleotides. RefSeq names its product gastrula zinc finger protein XlCGF57.1-like. Gene Ontology annotation, biological process: regulation of transcription by RNA polymerase II. Bases 104 to 2104 code for a protein of 666 amino acids. Gene Ontology annotation, molecular function: DNA-binding transcription factor activity, RNA polymerase II-specific; RNA polymerase II cis-regulatory region sequence-specific DNA binding. The transcript has 3 exons. Lineage: Eukaryota; Metazoa; Chordata; Actinopteri; Cypriniformes; Cyprinidae. The record is from RefSeq and is a predicted model, not a curated record.